This is a messenger RNA of Gongylonema pulchrum, 2217 nucleotides long. The record is from the annotation of a GenBank genome assembly. NCBI's taxonomy places the organism in Eukaryota, Metazoa, Nematoda, Chromadorea, Rhabditida, Gongylonematidae.
AUGCUAACAAAUUUUCAGGAUAUCAGUGAAAGUGUGGCGCGAGGUGAGAAAGAACAAAAAGAGGCCUUUGUAAGAGAAGCAGAUGAAACGACGAUAACGACAACUACCAUCAGUACACGAUCUGUAAUCGAAUCAGAAAAAUCCGAGGUGUCGAGUCCGGCAAAAAGUGUAGUGGCCCCCACUUCGACCUCAAAGGAUGAAAUUUCGAAAUCGAAAGCAAGUGCGACGAAGGAGAAAGCAGAAGCGGCUGCGGAGCAAAUUACAGCUACUGCAGCCAAAACAAUAAAAGCAACUAGCGAAGCGGAUCAGAAAAAGGAGAAAGAAGAACCGGUAGCGGAAGAAAAAGAGGAAGUAGAAGCGGAAUCAGUAGCAUUGCUGGAACCGGAACUGGAAGCUGAAGAGUCAGAAGCCGCACAACAAGUGGAACCAGCCAAGCCAGCAGAAAAGCCGUCAAAAGCCGAAUCCGUGAAAAAGACUGAGCCGGAGCUUCAGAAAAAAGCACCAGCACUGACAGCACAGGAGACAACAACCGAAUUGUCAGAACCAGUACCCGAAUCGCAGGCUUCACCGGAAAUAUCUUUAAAGGAAAAACUGGCUCCAAAGGCACCCGUCAAGGCAUUAACCAAGCCGAAAUCCACAGAUAUCGUAGAAGGACUGGCGCCAAAACCAUCCGCAAAAAUGGCGGAAGAGGUGAAAGCAGCGGAAAUUGUAGAAGAAUCGACGCAAAGAUUAUCCGCAGAGAUGGAAAAAGAAGCGAAAUCAUCGGAAGUCUUAGAGCAACCGACUCAAAAAUUAUCUGCGGAGAUGAAAAAAGAAGUGAAAACAAUGGAACUCCUAGAAGAACUGACGCAAAAAUCAUCGGCAGAAGUGGCGAAGCACGUGAUGUCAAUGCAAAUCGCAGGUGCAUCGGCGCCGGAACUUUCGUCAAAAGAACCGAAGUCUGAGAAUGUGGUAGCAGACCAAACAUCAAAGCCCGAUUCAUCAAAACCAAUCGAAACGCCAGUGGUAAAGCCUCCGACAGUGACAGAUUCACAAACACAAUCAGAGUUACUCGAAGAAGAGACGCCGAAGUCUUCAGCUGAAAUGGAACCGACAGUACCCACCGAACAGAUUACCUCCGAAUGUCCACCUGAGAAGAAAGCUGAGCAGAAAGUGGCCAUACCCACAGAACAGGCAACCACAACACAAGCAGCUGAACCGGCAAUGAAUGCACCAACGGAACCGGUGAUUGCUAAACAAUUAACUAAGCAAGAAGUAGCUGCAUCCACGGAAACGGCGGCCCCUGAGGAAGCUGAACCCAAAGCGAGUACACCAGUAGAACUGGUGACCUGCAAGGAACUUGCUAGGAGCAAAGUUGCCGCAUCUACGGAAAUGUCUAAGCAACCAACAGAGCCCAAAGCGAGCAAACCAACAGAAACAGUGACAUCCAACCAACCAGCUGCUCAGAAAGUGACUUGUCCUGCGAAAUCGAUGGCGUCAAAGUUGUCAACUGAGGAAAAGGUGGAAUCAGCAGCUUCUAAGCAAUCUUCUGAGCCGGAAGUGACCACAGCAACAGAACCGGUGCCUUCCAGACAACUAACUAAGGGAAUGCCGGCCAAAGGCACGGAACCGACAACUUGCAAGGAGCCGGUGAUCGCACCCACGGAAACGGCCACAUCUAAGAAACCAACUGAGCUGCAAGCGACCACUCCAACGGAGCCAGUGAUUUCGAAGCAACCAGAUGAGCCGAAAGCUAUCGUGCCUACGAAACACGUGAUUUUCAAGUCUGGAGCUGGGCCGAAAGUAGCCACAGAUAUGGAAUCCAAGAAACCAACUGGACAGGAAGUGGUCACAUCUACUGAACAGGCGGCUUCAAAGCAGUCAUCUGAGUCAGAAGUAAUUAAAUUUGCGGAACCAGUGGCUUCUAAGCAGUUAGCUGAAGCAGCAGAGAUGCCAGCAUCAGAUGAACCGAAGGACCAACCAACGUCGAAACCUGCGACAAAAGCAACUAAACCCAUUGAUGUUUCGCUGAAGAAAACGAAUGAAGCGAUUAUUGGUUCGGCAAAAGAGGAGAACCAAAAGGAACUACCGACCACUGAAAAGAAGGAUGGCGUGGAUGCCACCACUGGAGAAGGGGCAGUCAAAACGGAAACCGGGCUCAUGCAGAGGGAUAAAAGGAGGGCAGAAGAUGCGGCUCGGCGAAAAAAAGUGACCAACGAAAACUGCUUAACCUCUUGA